This is a messenger RNA of Toxorhynchites rutilus septentrionalis, 1268 nucleotides long. Its product is annotated as gastrula zinc finger protein XlCGF7.1-like. Gene Ontology annotation, biological process: regulation of transcription by RNA polymerase II. The transcript has 2 exons. Lineage: Eukaryota; Metazoa; Arthropoda; Insecta; Diptera; Culicidae. Gene Ontology annotation, molecular function: DNA-binding transcription factor activity; RNA polymerase II cis-regulatory region sequence-specific DNA binding. The record is from RefSeq and is a predicted model, not a curated record. The coding region runs from base 420 to 1241 and encodes 273 amino acids.
CUGCCGGCUCGCAGUCUCCCUCGUGUGAAAUCGUGGACUUAUCAUCCUUCGGUUCCGUUUCACUUUCAUUAUCCAUUAUUUUCGCUAAGUACCAUUCGCAUGGAACACUUUUCACCACCGAAAACUAGAAGGAACUUUGUUUACAUUCUUCGUACACAAUUCUGCAAGUGGAUGCAGCCGAUUGUCAUGACGCCUCCCACCCAGGGAUGCCAGUUGAUUUUUUUUCAAAUGUGAUUAUAAGCGACGAUAGCAUGUGAAAUUCGGGAAUGUGAACCGACCACCAAAAAGUUGUCAGCGUUGGAAAGCUCUACCGAAAACCUAACAAAAAAAAACAGACAAUUAUGCUUGUAUUCGUUCUGCGCACAAUUUCAGAAAAUCUGUAGUUUUCGCAGCGAAUCAAAUGUUUUCAAAAUGAAAACAUGUCUUCACAUAUGGCAUCCUUGCCCCCGAUUGGCGAGUUUGAAAUGAACCCUUCGGGAAUGCAAUAUUUCUGUUUAUUGAAAACAAAGCUUGUGCUACUAGCUGUGCGAGUUUAUGUUAAAAAUCGGAUGAAUGUAAACAUUAGCGAUCUGGUUCGAAUCCUAUGUGAUAUGUCCACCCCGGAUCACGCCAGUCGAAUUAGUAAUGAGAACUCGAUCGAUGGCACUGAAGUUAGUGAGGAAAUCGAAACAUUCGAAUCACAUCUGAACGAGAAUGGUGAAACCGCCUCAGCCGACUGCCAGGAGGUUCUCAUCGGUGAAUGUUUCGAAUCGCCCUCGGCUGAAAACGUUUCUCUGCCCGCAACAUCAGAGAAAAGUUCGAUAUGCCCCAUAUGCUUGAAAGGCUUCAACGAAUCGAAAAAGUUGCUUCGACACAAAGAAUGCCACGAACGGAGGAGAUUCAAAUGUGACCUGUGCGAUUCGUUCCUGAAGACCCGAUCCAGCUAUAACUCGCACAUGCAGAGGCACACAAACGGGAAGCGAUUUGAGUGUGACACCUGUCGGAAGAUAUUUGCGGCCGCAAGAGAUUUAAAGAACCAUCAGAAAAUCCACGACCAGCAAGCGGAGCGAUUUCGUUGCGAGCUUUGUGGGAAGGAUUUCGGAAGAAUUUAUUCUCUGCUCGAUCACAAAAAGUUACACAGCGGUGAAGAGGUUUUCAGUUGCCCAAAAUGUGAUAUGGUUUUCCCAAAGCGACGUAAUUUACUGCUGCAUGAACGAUCCCAUCUAGUGGAAGAGGAUCGAUUGAAUAUUGCUCAAAAAUAAAUUGAAUGAUUGAAUACAAUUACACUA